GCGUUCGAAUUUUGACGUUUUAUUUCUUUUUUUUUUAAACGGCCAAUUUAAAUUUCAUGACAGUUAAAAAGGUUGUGUUGUGAUAUUGCCGUUUUGCGUUCAACCGUCACAGUGGAUCCGUUCGUAAAAAGAAAAAUGAAAAUUUUCAAAAAGAAGCUUCGUUUUUCGAUAGCGUCUAGCUACCUAUAAAUUUUGCUGCAUGCAGUGAAAUAUAACGGUAAAUUGUAAAAAACAUUUCACAUAUCAACAGCGACAUUUCAAGGAUUUUUAUAAAAGGAAUUAAUCAACAUGUGUCAUAUAUUGGGGAAAAGCGUUCUGUUCUUGGCGUUAGCUGUUAGCGUAUAUGCAAAAGGAGUAGUUGUUCAAUCACCUAUAGAAACCACAACAGAUUUUGUAUUAGAAACAACGUUAAAUGACCAAAUCGUUGAAGAAAACGCUAGAAAUACAGACACAAAACAGAACAAUACUAAGCAAGUAACUACAGAAGAAUCGCCAGACAUAAAAGUUCUUGACGAUAAUACGCCUAAGGUUCUAGAAAGUGCAUCGAAAGUUCUAUUUCCAAUUGUAUCUAACGAUUCUUUUAAUGACCUCAAAUAUCAAGUGAAGAGAAGGAAUACAACAACAGUUGCAGCACCGAAAGUACAAUACAAUGAACCAAAGAAACCUACAGCAACUGCCAGGCAUAUGGUGAAAAAGAACGAAUUCAGAGCUCACGUGCAAUACGAUGAAGUAACUGGUGAAUUGAUUAGCGGUGAACAUCCCUGUUUAAGAGAAUGCAAAGAAGGCGAGGAGCCAAUGAUAUGCUAUUACCAUUUCAACUUAGAAUGGUAUCAGACUAUGAGCAAAGCUUGCUAUGAUUGUCCGUAUAAUGAAACGGAUUGUGACAGAAUUGAUUGUAUUCCAGCGGACGGUAUGAGCAGGCCGCUUACUGUGGUUAAUAGGAAAAUGCCUGGACCAGCUAUAGAGGUUUGUCAGCACGAUCGUAUAAUAGUGGACGUUGAGAAUGAUCUAAUGACUGAAGGCACCACGGUACACUGGCACGGCCAGCAUCAACGAGGCACGCCGUACAUGGAUGGAACACCUUAUAUCACACAAUGCCCGAUCUUGCCGGAAACUACUUUUAGGUACCAAUUCAACGCAUCAGAGGCGGGCACGCAUUUCUGGCAUUCGCACUCGGGCAUGCAGCGCGCGGACGGCGCGGCCGGCGCGUUCGUCAUCCGCAAGCCGAAGUCGCAGGACCCGCAUAGGGACAUGUACGAUUACGAUAGAUCAGACCAUGUGAUGCUAAUAACGGAUUGGAUACACGAGCUAUCGGUGGGCAUGUUCACUGAUCACCACCACUCGCUCGGUGACAACAAACCCCCCACGUUGCUGAUCAACGGUGUCGGCAGAUUCAGAUACUUCAACGACACCAAUAAAUCGGUGAAGCCAAUGUACAUGAAGACAGCUAGGUUUAAUGUGGAACAGGGCUACAAGUAUCGGUUUCGUGUGAUCAACGCGGAGUUCCUGAAUUGUCCCAUUGAGAUGUCGGUGGACGGCCACAACAUCACCAUACUUGCGUCUGAUGGUUAUGAUCUAGAACCUAUUACUGCUACAUCCCUGGUGACUUACGCGGGUGAGCGCUUUGACUUUGUGGUCGAGGCGAACAAUGAAAUAGAUAAUUACUGGAUUCGAUUCCGCGGCCUGAUGGACUGUGAUGAGAGGUUCACAAAAGCGAAACAAGUGGCUGUAUUGCAUUACGAAGGCGCAAUGGAAGUUGAACCGGCCGGCGAUCCCACUUGGGAAGAACUGCAUAAUGAAGGACUUCAAUUAAACGCUUUAAACAAAGGCGAAGAAGACGAGGAAACAAUAAGCGUAGCCGAAAUGAAGUCGCUGCAAGGAUAUGACGAGAGUUUGAAAGAGGUGGCCGAUUAUCAGUUCUACGUCGCGUACGAUUUCUAUCCGAAGAACAAUUCGCAUUUCCACAAAUCACCGUACUAUGGGUAUUAUCAAGUUCCCGAACCGAACAACCGCUUAUACACGCCUCAGCUGAACCACAUCAGCAUGAAAAUGCCUUCCAGCCCACUGCUCGUGUCGAGACCAUCAUCAGAUAACUUCUGCAACUCCUCCAGUAUCGCAGAAUCCUGCAAAGAAGGCUUCUGUGAGUGUUCCCACGUGCUCUCAGUAAAACGUAACGCAGUCGUAGAAGUAAUUAUCGUAGACGAAGGAGUUACUUUCGAUGCAAAUCACCCUUUCCACUUGCACGGCCAUUAUUUUAGAGUAGUCGGUAUGAGACGGCUGGCUAGCGAAAUAACAGUAGAUGAAAUUAAAGCGUAUGACGCGGCCGGUCUGAUGAAACGUAAUCUUAAAAAUGCUCCAUUAAAGGAUACGGUGACGGUACCGGACGGUGGUUAUACGAUAAUAAGGUUCAAAGCUGAUAAUCCCGGUUAUUGGUUGUUCCAUUGUCACAUAGAAUUUCACGUAGAAGUCGGUAUGGCUCUAGUGUUUAAGGUCGGUGAUGAGAAAGAUUUCGUACCAGUGCCGAGAGAUUUUCCCACUUGCGGCAGCUACAUGCCGGAUAAUAUGCUAGAACAUGAAACGACACCUAAACCUAGUGACAGUGAUAAUCAAUAUAUAUCUAUAACGCAUUGGUGGCCGGUGGUCUAUCUUAAUAAUACGACGUCAGCUGCGGCUCAAAUCACAUCGCCGGCUUUCGUUGUCUUAUACGUUUGGCUAAUUAGAAUUCUCAUAACGUAAUAGUUACAGUUGGUUCGUUUGUAAGGUUCGAACAAAUGUUAAUUGUGUGUCGUUUUCACCUGUUAUUCGGAGAGGACGUUUUUUGUACUUAUCGAUAAUGUGCUAUGUUUAAUUUAUUUAAAAUAACUUUUAUACCGCGACCAGUUUUAUUUAUUGGACAGUACUUAGGUUCGUGUUUGUGUAUUUAUUCCGUUUUUGGUGAUUCAAUAUUGAAUAUCGAAAUAUUAUCGUACGUUGUGUCGAUGUCAGCUUCUGUAAAUAUUUCUCCGUCUGUGAUCUAUCCGCGUGCCUUGCCAAAAUAUGGGACAUUUUGAAAAAAUGUUCUUCUUGUAACGAUUAUGGAUGUCGCUGAUGAUAUGUGAUAUUAUUUAGUUUUAAGAUAGUUUUAAGGUUGUCUUGUAUUAAAGAUGUAUUAAUAAAGUUCCAAAUAUGAUUAACUGUGAAAUUAAAUACGUUUGUAGCAUGGA
Molecule: messenger RNA, 3203 nt
Organism: Zerene cesonia (dogface butterfly)
Lineage: Eukaryota; Metazoa; Arthropoda; Insecta; Lepidoptera; Pieridae
Product: laccase-4-like
Exons: 11
Coding region: 289-2736 (815 amino acids)
Biological process (GO): iron ion transport
Cellular component (GO): plasma membrane
Molecular function (GO): oxidoreductase activity; copper ion binding
Source: RefSeq, a predicted model, not a curated record